Molecule: messenger RNA, 1863 nt
Organism: Lineus longissimus
Lineage: Eukaryota; Metazoa; Nemertea; Pilidiophora; Heteronemertea; Lineidae
Exons: 1
Coding region: 1-1863 (620 amino acids)
Biological process (GO): DNA integration
Molecular function (GO): nucleic acid binding
Source: RefSeq, a predicted model, not a curated record
AUGACUGUCGUAAAGUACGUAGUCAAUGAAACAUCGCGCUUUCAAACUUUUGUCGCCAACAGGCUACAAGUAAUUCAGGAAGGUUCCAAGGCUGAGCAGUGGCGGCACGUGCCUGGCAGUCUCAAUCCUGCUGACGAGGCCUCUCGAGGACAGAGUGGAGAAAGUUUUGUCCGAAACAAGCGAUGGUUGCGAGGUCCUGACUUUCUGAAAGAUUCUGAGGAGAGGUGGCCUGUGUUGCCUCCUCUGUCAUUGCGCCUAGAAACUAAUGACCCGGAAGUGAGAAAAUCCCCAGUAUCCGUCAUGGUUCAGUCAAUAGGUGUUACUAGCGACAGUUUUGAUGGUGAUGAUUCGGUGAAUAAGCUCAUACACCAUUUCUCAUCCUGGUAUAAACUAAAACGAACAGUUGCGUGGAUUCUCAGAGUUAAGAAAAUGUUACAGAACAGGGUUCGCAAUGGAGUUUGCUCCUCUGAUAAAGCUCCGCUCGGUUUGGAACCAUUGACUGUGCAGGAGUUAGAGAGUUCAGAAAGGUCAAUUCUAAAUUUCGUUCAGCGAAAAGCCUUUGCUGAGGAGUUGGACUCUAUCGCCAGUGGAAGACCUGUUAAGCAGAGUAGCUCAAUCAGAAGGUUAGACCCUGUAGUAGACAGUGCUGAUGAUUUACUGCGCGUCGGAGGACGUCUUGCUAGAGCAGCGCUGCCUCACGGAACGAAACAUCCGAUCAUUCUGCCUAAAAACACUCAUGUUGGUAUGCUAAUUCUGCGUCAGAUCCAUAGAGAUGUCAUGCAUGAAGGCAGGAAUCACAUGCUUUCAAGACUGCGCCAGAGAUACUGGUUAAAUAACGCUCCUUCAGCGAUCCGUCAAGUUAUUUCAAAGUGUGUCUUAUGUCGGAAACAACGUGCCAAAGUUGGAGAGCAGAAAAUGGCUGAUUUGCCCAGCGAAAGACUAGUUGCAAAUGAACCACCAUUCACAUCGGUGUCUUGCGACCUGUUUGGUCCUUUUGAAGUCAAAAGGGGCCGAUCACGCACAAUGGCCAAACGAUAUGGAGUUAUUUUCACGUGCAUGACAAUCCGAGCUGUGCAUAUAGAGAUUGCGGAAUCACUGGAUACUGACUCCUUCAUGAAUGCCUUGCGAAGAUUCAUUGCGCGGAGGGGUCAAGUACGGAAAAUGCGUUCUGACAAUGGCUCAAACUUGGUUAGUAGUGAAAAGGAGUUGAAGGCGGCCAUUAAAGGAUGGAACACUGCGCAGAUCAGCAAAUGCAUGCUCCAACGCAAUGUUGACUGGGCCUUUAAUCCUCCUUUAGGUUCACAUCAUGGAGGUGUACACGAGAGACAGAUCAGGACAGUCCGAAAAUGUUUAUUUGGUGUGCUGAAGGAGCAAAGUGUAACUACUGAUGAAGGACUGAGGACAGUCAUGUGCGAAGUAGAGGCCAUUAUCAACGAUAGACCAAUAACAAGGGCAUCAGAUCAAUGUAAUGAUUUAGAGGCACUGACGCCUAAUCACUUAUUGCUGAUGAAAGUCACACCAAACUUGCCGCCGGGUUUGUUUAGUAAGGACGACAAUUACUGUCGGAGGCGUUGGAGGCAAAUCCAGUACCUCGCGGACCUUUUCUGGAAAAGGUGGUCCAAGGAAUAUCUGACCUUGCUUCAGGAGAGACAGAAGUGGUCGUCUGAGCGUCGAAACAUCGCCGUCAAUGACAUUGUGAUUUUAGUGGACAGUCAAGCACCACGCAACUCUUGGUCACUGGGUAGGGUUCUAGAAGUGGUGCCUGAUAGACAUGGGUACGUUCGCAGUGUUAAGGUCAAAACUCAAUCAAAUAUCUUGGUCAGGCCAAUCACAAAACUGUGCGUUAUCUUAGAAAUGGACUAA